UUGGAAAAAUGAUGAGUAGGAUGAUUCCACUUCUGAUCCUCGGCCCUCCUCACUCUUCAAAUCCUGACAAAUUCGUGAUUUAGACACAAGGAAAAUGGCAGCGGAAAAACCACAGCCGGUUCAAGUUCCCUACUGCCAGGUUUGCACGUUACCUGCAGAGUACUGCGAAUUCGGGCGGGAUUUUGAGAAAUGCAAGCCCUGGUUGAUCCGCAACGUUCCCAAUCUCUACCCACACCUCCUCCAAGAGGCGAAUGAUAAAGAAGCAGAGAAGCUAUCAGAGCAGCUUCAAGGGUCUGGUAUAUCCCCAGCUGGAUCACCAGCUGCAACCGCUGGGGAACCUUCAGCCAGCAAGCAAGAAGAUGUCAAACGACUUCCUGGUGGAAAAAUUAAGAGAAAGGAGAAACAAGAAGUUGUUAUUGAAAAGAUUGUGCGGAAUAAACGCAAAUGUAUCACCACAGUAAAAGGAUUAGAACUAUUUGGUAUUAAACUUAGUGAUGCUUCAAAGAAGUUUGGAAAGAAAUUUGCUACAGGUGCAUCUGUAGUUAAGGGACCGACUGAGAAGGAUCAAAUUGAUGUUCAAGGAGAUAUUGCUUAUGACGUAGUAGACUUCAUUAGAGAAACAUGGGCUGAGGUGCCAGAAAGCGCUAUAUUCUUUAUUGAGGAUGGGAAAAGGGUAUCUGCAGCUUGAGCUUUUAGUUUGUGCCAUGAGGAGUUGAUGCUAAAUUUUGGUCGCAUGCUAGCAGAGAUUUUGAGUUGAUGACAUGCUGGAAAGCAAUCUCUCUUUUGUGCCUGUUAUUAGGCCUGUCAAUCGGGCCUAAUGAACCGGGCUUUGAUGAGUUCAAACUCAGCUCAUUUAAUUUGAGACAUUUUCGGGCUUCGGGCUAUGAGUUUCGGGUUCGUAAAUGUGAAGCUCAUACUCAGCUCACAUAAUAUUCGGAUUGUGAGCCUUAAUCGGGCUUAGCCCAAGCUCACUUAUUACUCCUGAAUUUUCUUAAUAUAAUUGCUAUAACUAUUAAGUUGUAAAACUAA
Molecule: messenger RNA, 1029 nt
Organism: Coffea arabica (coffee)
Lineage: Eukaryota; Viridiplantae; Streptophyta; Magnoliopsida; Gentianales; Rubiaceae
Product: translation machinery-associated protein 22-like
Biological process (GO): translation reinitiation; formation of translation preinitiation complex
Molecular function (GO): mRNA binding; translation initiation factor activity
Source: RefSeq, a predicted model, not a curated record